CGAGAUAAAAACAAAAAAAUGCGAAAAUGACAGGGCGGUGGUGGUGGUGAGAGUUGAGGAACUGGUUUAUUCAAUUACUGUCCAGAUGAUAAAUCUUGUAUUCCAAACUACCUAUCGAGGUACUGUUGAAAGCACUGUUUCAAAAUGGAAGAUGAUGCAACUGUACUAGAGGGGUUUCUCUGCCCUAUGUGCAAAAGGAACUUGAAUUCGGUUUACCAGCUACAAGCUCAUUUUGAAGAGGCACAUGGUGCUGAGGAGAAACUUGGGGGCCAACUCAGAGGGUUUUUAGGAAAAGCUAAAAGGAAGAUUUUAGGGAAGAAAGAAGAUUUUGACUAUGAUGAUGGGUACUCGUCACCCUUUCCUGCCUCUCACUCAUCUGCGUCAGGUAGUCUGGAUAAAACAGGAGAAGAGGGAACAGAUCCAUUCACAUGGGCUGCAGAAUUUGGUGCCACUCGCAGCCACAUCCAACUUUUCAAAUCAAUUAGAGGCUCGAGGAUUAAUCACAUUGUUGUUGAGACAAAUAAGUUGCUAUUCCGCUUGGAAAAGCUAGUGCAAUUUUACGAUACAGAACCGGAAAAGUCGAAAAGGAAAGCCUAUGAGAAGUCUGUUGUACCCUGGGCACCGGACUCGGACGUGAAAUUCUGUCCAAGCUGUGGGAUAAGGUUCAACCUAGCUAACAGACGCCACCAUUGCCGACUCUGUGGCAGCAUUAUUUGCAAAGAUUGCUCUGGGUUUCUUGAAGAUGACCUUUGUGCGAAAGUUGUAAAAUUCAAGAGAUCUCCGUCACGGAGGCUCCCUGGCAGUAAGAAGGAUGAGGAGGAGUCCGGCUUGCGUGUCUGUCAGAACUGUGAAAAGAUGAUCUUAAGAACGCAUCAGCAAAACCAGCAGGAUGUUUCCAGAACAGACAUCGUUCAGCUUUAUGAGAAACUUUCAAAUGUGAAACAGAAGAUAUUAGCAGAGACACCAAGAUACAAUGCCAUUGCUGAGUCUUUAAAUUCUGGUGAGAUGGAUCAUGAUCUUAAUUAUGCUAAUGAAGUCAGAGGUCAAGUUCUCAAACUUUUUGACGUAAUGGAUUUAAUAAGUUGUGCAUGGACCAAAGGAACAGAAGUCACAAAAAUGAAGGCACAAGAGAGUGAACACUCUGGUAGUGGUACAGGUGGUAGUGGUGAAGCUAAAGGGUGGAAACCACAGGUUGUAAAUCAAGCCAAACUUGAUGCUCAAGAUGACCCUUUAGAACAACAGAUCACAAUUAUCAAGAAUUUCCUGGAGCAAGCCAGAAGGGCUGGUAAAAUGGAUGAGGUGAAGAUGCUCGAAGACAACCUAAGAGAUUUACAAAAAGAGAAAUAUUUCCAAAAGUUAAAAUAAUUGUAUUUUUUUUUUUUUUUUUUUUUAAUUGUUUAUAGAUAUGAAAUAUAUUUAAGGCAGUGGCUAUUGUUACAACAGUUACAAAUUUAUUCCUGUGAUUGGAUUUAUUUCAUCCUAAUCCAAUCAAUACAUACCAACCAAUCAGAAUUAGGAAUUGGAUUAAGAAGGGGUUCUCAACUGGCAACCUGGGGGGCCAUCUCCGGCCUGCUAGUGCAUGUUAUGUAGCCUGUGAGAAAAAUCCGAAAAUAAUAUUUUCUGUUGGGCUUAGGCCUUUAUUUCUAACCUUAAUAAUU
This is a messenger RNA of Anneissia japonica, 1658 nucleotides long. RefSeq names its product rabenosyn-5-like. Lineage: Eukaryota; Metazoa; Echinodermata; Crinoidea; Comatulida; Comatulidae. The record is from RefSeq and is a predicted model, not a curated record. Bases 145 to 1365 code for a protein of 406 amino acids. Gene Ontology annotation, molecular function: metal ion binding. The transcript has 11 exons.